UUCAGAAAGACAAAAUGAGGGAGAGUUUUGCAAAAACUGGUGACUUUUUUGCAACAUCUGGAGUUGAGAGAGUUGAAGAGUUUCAAGUUGAAAGACGCAUUCACCCCUUAAUCAAUAUGUUGUUCUGGUGUGUUGCCAUAUUAUGCCCAAUGACUUACUACAUGUUCAAGUUACUUUUCAGUGGAAAUCCGUUUUAUAUCUUAAUUGUAUCUGUAAUUUUUGGAGCAUUUAUGCUUUUACUCUACAAGACAGUGGCAACUACGAAAAUAAGCAAAGGAUCGUCGUAUGGAAAAGCGAGCACACCUUCAAAGAAGGCUGAAUAGUAACAAAGAAAAUGAUUCAAAACCAAAAUUUUCACUCACUUAGUGCCAAUUAAGUGGUAUUAUUGCUUAGGAUGAGGCAAUAUACAUGUUAGGUCUCCUAAAAAAAUCGUUAUACUUAUAGCCAAACAAGAAAAGAACGCUUAGAUUCCUUGAAACAUAGUAUGUAUAAAGGUUUUUUUUAUUGCUUAGCUCUAUUAGAAAAUUGUAUAGUAGUUAAAACAGUACCUAGUUUAUAAGUAUAAUUUUGAAACAUUUGUGUAAAAAGCUAGUCCUUUAGGAGAAUCAAGUACUUUUCCUUUAACCUUCCGAAUUUUUAAAUUUAGUAAAUAAAUGAUUCAUAACGUUUUUAAAAAUAUGUAAGUACUACAUGUGAUAUAUCUUGCUUGUAUGUUGCCACUUUUGUUAUUUCAAAAAAAUAUGUUUUAUCCUCAGAUUAAAGCAAUUUAUGAUUAUAAAGCAUACUCGGCUGAUGUUUGUAUGUAGGUGUCAUUAAAAAAAGAACAAAUAUAUAGUUUAAAGAUUUAAAUAUGUAUUUUAAUCAAAGCAAAAUAUCGUUUUAACACAAUUUAAAAACGAAAUAUUUGAACCACCAAAUGUUUAUGGAUCAUAAAGACUGCACUGAAUGGAAUAGUUUAUCACCUGUGCUUUAUUAAAGUGUUCAAAAUAUUCAAUAAUCCUUAUGUUCAUUAAAUCUUAGCAGCACCUUUAUUAAGACAUUAUUUUACUUUUAUAAUAGGCAGUGUUAAAUGUUUAAAAUACCUUGUAUGUAGUAACAAAUGCAUGUAUUUCAUAAAAUAGAACACUAUUAUUAAAUUAUUAAUUGAAUCAAAGUUCAAAUAUAGAACACAUCGUUGGUUAAUUGGCGAGAUUAGUCAAUUUUCACACUAGUAUUAAGAAGAAAAAAUGUCACAAAUCGAUUUUUAAAAAAUUGUAGGCCAGUUUAAGCAAUUAUUAUUGUGGAGUUCAAUAAAGGAAGUAUUUUGAACAA
Messenger RNA from Agrilus planipennis (emerald ash borer), 1311 nucleotides. RefSeq lists its product as uncharacterized. The transcript is spliced from 3 exons. NCBI's taxonomy places the organism in Eukaryota, Metazoa, Arthropoda, Insecta, Coleoptera, Buprestidae. The record is from RefSeq and is a predicted model, not a curated record. The coding region runs from base 15 to 323 and encodes 102 amino acids.